Dromiciops gliroides (monito del monte) is the source of this 2855-nucleotide messenger RNA. It is a transcript of the gene SLC2A2, whose product is annotated as solute carrier family 2 member 2. Lineage: Eukaryota; Metazoa; Chordata; Mammalia; Microbiotheria; Microbiotheriidae. Gene Ontology annotation, cellular component: brush border; membrane. Gene Ontology annotation, biological process: monosaccharide transmembrane transport. The record is from RefSeq and is a predicted model, not a curated record. Gene Ontology annotation, molecular function: hexose transmembrane transporter activity.
GUAUAACUAGAUUUCUCUCUGUAGCCCAGAGAGAUGUUCUCAGUGAGCAGCUGUGUGCCCUGGAUCUCUUCAAGACCCAGAAUUGGGGGAAAGCACCCUGACCUAUACAAUGACGGAAGACAAGAAGUUCACUGGAACCUUGCUCUUGGCUGUCUUCACUGCUGUGCUGGGCUCCUUCCAGUUUGGAUACAACAUUGGAGUGAUCAAUGCUCCCCAAGAGAUAAUUGUGGCCCAUUAUAGGGCUUUACUGGUUGAACCUCUGCAUGAAGAGUUGUUUUACAACUCUACAGUUGUGUACACGCCCACUGAGCAGACAACAACUAGUUAUGAAGAAAACGAAGUUGAUCCAGACCCAGCUGUUCCCAUUGUCACCAUGUAUUGGUCCUUGUCUGUGUCCAUCUUUGCAGUUGGCGGAAUGAUCUCCUCAUUCUUUGGUGGAUCGCUAGGGGACAAAUUAGGAAGAAUUAAAGGAAUGCUGGCUGCAAACAGUCUCUCAUUGAUUGGAUCUCUCUUGAUGGCAAUAGCUAAACUUGGACCAUCUCACAUUCUUAUCAUCGCAGGUAGAUUCAUCUCAGGAAUAUAUUGUGGUCUUGUAUCAGGAUUGGUCCCGAUGUAUGUUGGUGAAAUUGCUCCCGUGUCCCUCCGAGGUGCUCUGGGGACCUUACACCAGCUGGCCAUUGUCACAGGGAUUCUCGUCAGUCAGAUCAUUGGACUUGACUUUAUCCUAGGCAAUGAUGACAUGUGGCCUGUACUGCUUGGCAUAGUGGCGGCACCCGCUGUCCUUCAGUGUUUGUUACUCUUCUUCUGUCCAGAGAGCCCGAAAUACCUUUACAUUAAUCUGGGAGAAGAGAACAAAGCCAAAAUGAAUUUGAGAAGGCUCAGAGGAGGCACUGACCCCACUAAGGAAAUCACAGAGAUGAAAAAGGAGAAGGAAGAAGCCGCCAAGGAGAAGAAAGUUUCCAUCAUUCAGCUUUUCACCAUGGCCACCUACCGGCAGCCCACCACUGUGGCCCUGAUGCUGCACCUGGCUCAGCAGUUUUCUGGGAUCAACGGGAUCUUUUAUUAUUCUACUAGUAUUUUCCAAACAGCCGGCGUGGGACAACCCAUUUAUGCAACAAUUGGAGUUGGAGCAGUGAACACUGUCUUCACAUUUGCAUCUGUGAUAUUUCUUGUGGAGAAAGCAGGCAGGCGUUCCCUAUUCCUGGUGGGCAUGGUAGGAAUGCUUGUAUGUGCCAUUGCCAUGACGGUGGGACUCGUAUUGUUGGAUCAAUUUAGCUGGAUGAGUUAUGUGAGCAUGAUAGCAAUCUUUCUCUUUGUGAGUUUCUUUGAAAUUGGACCUGGACCCAUUCCCUGGUUCAUGGUGGCUGAAUUUUUCAGCCAAGGACCACGGCCUGCAGCUAUGGCCAUUGCUGCCUUCUGCAACUGGACCUGCAAUUUCAUUGUGGCCUUGAGUUUCCCGUACAUUGCGGAUUUGUGUGGACCCUACAUAUUCGCCCUCUUUUCUGGGUUGCUCCUAGGCUUUACUCUGUAUAUAUUUUUUAAAGUUCCAGAAACCAAAGGAAAGUCUUAUGAAGAAAUUUCUGCAGAAUUCCGUAAGAGGAGAGGGGGUUCUUCUAAAGGACCCAAAACUGCUGUUGAACUUGAAUACCUUGGAGCCAAGGAGAAUGUCUAAAAGAAUCCCUCAGCUGCAAGACAUGGAAGGAAAACUUAUUUUUCAUAUGACUCUUUUAAAGGACUAGGUGCCAAAAUCCUGAAGAAUGGUUUUAUUUUUUUAGGAAAUGUCAAAACCCCAAAGAGGAAUUUUGACUGCUUCUAUUUACAGGACUCUGAUGCAUAUUAGAGUGGCAGGCAAAUAGGUUCUAAUAUUCCUGUCUUCCUAUCUAAUAUGCUCUUACUUGCCUUCAAGACUUGGGUAAAAAAGACCAAGAAAAUAGCAGGAAAAAGACACACCAGAUAUAUUUCUGCUUAGCAAACUAUUCAUUCCUUAGGAAUAUUAUCACGGUAUCACCACAUAUCUAAAGCCACAGCUAAUGGGGCAGCUAGGUGGUGCAGUGGAUAGAGCACUGGCCUUGGAUUCAGGAGGACCUGAGUUCAAAUAUGACCUCAGACACUUGACAUUUACUAGCUGUGUGACCCUGGGCAAGUCACUUAACCCUCAUUGCCCCACAAAAAUAAAAUAAAAUAAAGUAAAGCCACAGCUAACAUGUAUGCAUUUGGCCAUGUGUAAAUUGGAAUUUUCCUAUCCACAGCAUUUGUGCAAAACAGGAUCAAGCAAGUGGUAGCAAGACCCACAAUACAGAACUGUCGUGACCCAAGUCUCAUUUCUUUGAUUUCCCUUCUCCAAAGGUUUUCUUGCAUUUUUAAUUUACUUACUGGCCUAAUUUUACUUUUUGUAUUUUCAUGUACAUUUUUCCAGUACUUAUGUGUGUAUUUUAACAUGUGUUUUUGAAGGAAAAAAGUCUAUUUUCUUAUUUGUAGGUUUAUAAAGGUAAAUCUGUCUUUAAGCAUUUAGCUUAGAUUUUAGACUCAUUAUUUAAGGAAAAAAAAAGUUUUGCUAGGCAGGUAUUGAAAAUGUUUUUCUUAACCAAUGUCAAAAGGAAUGAAUUGUGUUAUCAGCUUACAAAUUUCAUUAAAUAAAACCAGGAGAACUUCCUAAAAAUUAACCAUUUUGAAAUAGGUUUCAGUUUGUCGGUAUACAUUGAACCUGUGGGUUAUGGUUCUGAACCACACUAAAGGGACUAUCCAUUCUCUCUGUCUAAAGAGUAACAUAAAUAACCAAGAGCCAAGGAGGAACUGAGUAAAAGAAACUGUGUCAGCUUAGUAGUAUUCAUGAAUAAAAGAGUAUUUCCAUAUAA